UCGUGUUCGUGUUGUGUUGUUGCUUUGGUGAAAGUGUGUGAAUUCAAAUCGUUGUAUCAGAGCAAAUCAAGGUCCGGGGCUCAUUAUAAAUAAGAGAAUAUCCGUAUUGUAACAUAACAGAAUAGUAUAGCAAAUAGCGAAAGAUGGAUGAUCUAAAGGGAUUCUUGCGGCAAGCCGGCCAGGAAUUUCUGAAUGCCGCUGGCGAUGCUGCUAUGGGUGCCGCCAAAGAGGUGGUUGGCUCUGUGAUAAACGAAAUAUUUAUCAAAAAGGAAGCCGACACCAAGCGAGUGCUGCCCAGCAUCAAGAACAUGCGAGUUUUGGGCGAAACGAGCUCGAAUCUGGGACCCUAUUCUGAGGUGCAGGACUAUGAGACCAUCUUGAACAGUUGCCUGUCCAGCGGUUCACUCUUUGAAGAUCCCAUCUUCCCGGCCAACAAUGAGUCACUUAUGUUCUCGCGUCGCCCAGAUCGUCACAUCGAGUGGCUGAGGCCCCAUGAAAUCGCCGACAAUCCGCAGUUUUUUGUAGAGGGAUUCUCGCGUUUCGAUGUGCAACAAGGCGAACUUGGAGAUUGCUGGCUCCUGGCAGCCACCGCCAACUUGACACAGGAAUCCAAUUUGUUCUUCCGCGUCGUGCCGCCCGAGCAGAGCUUCGAGGAGAACUAUGCUGGAAUAUUUCACUUCCGCUUCUGGCAGUACGGCAAAUGGGUGGAUGUGACUAUUGAUGAUCGUUUGCCAACGUCUCGCGGGGAGCUGGUGUACAUGCAUUCAACGGAGAAAAAUGAAUUCUGGAGUGCACUCUUGGAGAAGGCCUAUGCCAAACUUCAUGGUUCCUAUGAGGCUCUUAAGGGCGGCAGCACGUGUGAGGCCUUAGAGGACUUUACUGGCGGUGUCAGCGAGUGGUAUGACCUCAAGGAGGCGCCCGGUAAUCUCUUUGCCAUAUUACAAAAGGCAGCCGACCGAAACUCCAUGAUGGGCUGCUCGAUUGAGCCGGAUCCCAAUGUGCUUGAGGCAGAAACUCCUCAGGGGCUGAUUCGUGGACACGCAUACUCCAUUACAAAGGUGUGCUUUAUCGAUAUUGUGACACCGAAUCGGCAGGGCAAGAUACCAAUGAUACGCAUGCGCAACCCAUGGGGCAAUGAAGCCGAGUGGAAUGGCCCGUGGAGUGACAGCUCCGCCGAGUGGCGCUACAUCCCAGAAGACCAGAAGCAGGAGAUUGGUCUCACAUUCGAUAGAGAUGGCGAGUUCUGGAUGUCAUUCCAAGAUUUCCUGCACCAUUUCGACAGAGUGGAGAUUUGCAAUUUGUCUCCAGACUCUUUGACAGAGGACCAACAGAACAGUGGCAAGCGCAAGUGGGAGAUGUCCAUGUACGAGGGUGAAUGGACACCAGGCGUGACAGCUGGCGGCUGCCGUAACUUCCUGGACACUUUCUGGCACAAUCCCCAGUAUAUAAUUACGCUGGUGGAUCCCGAUGAGGAUGACGAGGAGGGACACUGCACAGUUAUUGUUGGACUAAUGCAGAAAAAUCGCAGAUCAAAGCGCAACAUGGGCAUGGAAUGUCUGACCAUUGGCUUUGCCAUUUACAACCUGAACGAACGCGAACUGGAGAACCGUCCGCAAGGCCUUAACUUCUUUCGGUACAAGUCGUCUGUGGGACGUUCUCCCCAUUUCAUUAAUACCCGUGAAGUUUGUGCUCGUUUCAAGUUGCCUCCUGGCCACUAUCUGAUUGUGCCUUCCACAUUUGAUCCGAACGAGGAAGGAGAGUUCAUCAUUCGUGUGUUCUCCGAAACCCAAAAUAACAUGGAAGAGAAUGAUGAUCAUGUGGGGUACGGUGGCAAGGCCGACACGAUAACACCGGGAUACCCAACACCCAAGCCACUGGAUCCGCAGAAGGAGAGCUUGAGACGUUUGUUUGACAGCAUCGCUGGCAAGGAUAUGGAAGUUGAUUGGAUGGAGCUAAAACGCAUACUGGAUCACUCGAUGAGAGAUGACUUGCCAAAGCCAGUUGUCUAUAAUCGUUUUACCGCCAACAAUGCAUUUGAGACGCAGGCAGCCGGCCCUGGGGAAGAUGACGGCGGCGCCUGUGGACUUUUGUCGUUGAUUUGUGGCCCGUUUUUAAAGGGAACACCCUUCGAGGAUCAGCUGGGCGCGAGUGAUCCGUCGAGUAAGAGGCUAAUGGGUGAUAACCCAUCGGAUGGUGCUGCUGUAACCUCAGGAGCAGUAAUUGUCGAUGAGACUCAUGGCUUUUCCAAGGAUGUUUGUCGCUCGAUGGUGGCCAUGUUGGAUGCUGAUAAAUCUGGCAAAUUAGGAUUCGAAGAGUUCGAGACUCUGCUGUCGGACAUUGCCAAAUGGAAGGCCAUCUUUAAGGUCUACGACGUGGAAAACACUGGCAGGGUGUCAGGCUUUCAGCUUCGUGAAGCACUCAACUCUGCUGGCUAUCAUUUGAACAAUCGCGUGCUGAACGUUUUGGGUCAUCGAUAUGGCUCCAGAGACGGACAAAUUGCGUUUGAUGAUUUUAUUAUGUGUGCAGUGAAAAUAAAAACUUAUAUUGAAAUAUUCAAAGAGCGGGAUACGGAGAAAAAUGAAACAGCCACGUUUACGCUUGAGGAAUGGAUUGAACGAACAAUUUACUCUUAAGCCACUCACCUGUAAUCUCAUUCUGUUUGAAAUUCGUCUUCAUAUUGUUGCAAUACUUGGCAUUAUAUGUAUACAUAGUACAAAGCACUUUUCAUACCAAUAAUAUGCUGCCGCCCGAAAUUGCAUAAAAUUGUUCAGCUGUUAAAUAUCAAUUGACAAAUCCCAGAGAUAUGUAUAUAAAUGUUUAUGUCUUUCCGAAUUAUAAAUUAGGUGUAUAAAUAUAUUGACACGGUGUUAACUUAUUAAAUUAAACAAAUGUGAUGCAUCAUCCAUCUUAA
This is a messenger RNA of Drosophila guanche, 2911 nucleotides long. It is a transcript of the gene CalpA, whose product is annotated as calpain-A. Gene Ontology annotation, biological process: proteolysis. The coding region runs from base 144 to 2633 and encodes 829 amino acids. The transcript has 14 exons. Gene Ontology annotation, cellular component: cytoplasm. Lineage: Eukaryota; Metazoa; Arthropoda; Insecta; Diptera; Drosophilidae. The record is from RefSeq and is a predicted model, not a curated record. Gene Ontology annotation, molecular function: calcium ion binding; calcium-dependent cysteine-type endopeptidase activity.